Messenger RNA from Clupea harengus (Atlantic herring), 2110 nucleotides. Its product is annotated as B-cell CLL/lymphoma 7 protein family member A-like. NCBI's taxonomy places the organism in Eukaryota, Metazoa, Chordata, Actinopteri, Clupeiformes, Clupeidae. The record is from RefSeq and is a predicted model, not a curated record.
GAGUUGUCUGUGUGUGAGUUGCUGAACCCGCGAGUCGUCAUGUCGGGCAGGUCGGUUCGCGCAGAGACGCGGAGCAGGGCCAAAGAUGACGUCAAGCGGGUUAUGGCCGCUAUCGAGAAAGUACGAAAAUGGGAGAAGAAAUGGGUGACAGUGGGCGACACAUCACUGCGUAUUUAUAAAUGGGUUCCAGUUGCAGAGUCAAAGUCAGAUGAUAAAAAUAAAAACAAGAAGAACGGACAGGAUGAGAAAUAUGGGUCGGAGGUCACCACCCCCGAAAACAGCUCUUCCCCGGGAAUGAUGGACAUGCAUGAUGAAAACAGCAACCACAGCUCCAUCGCUGACUCUUCACCCGUGAAGCAGGAGGCCAGCAGUCAUGGCAGCCCUGGGCCUGAACUCAGUGGCGCCACCCCGAGGGAGGGCAGUGACACUGCAGCACUUAAAGGCGAAGCUGGCGUUCCCCACACAGAUGGUACUGAUGCCAGGAAAGAAGAGGUUGAGGAUCAGUGCAAAGACAGUCAGGACUUGGGCACUGAGACAGGGAAAAGCUUAACGGCAGAAACCUCUGUGAUUACUGUUACCAAACAAAGUCCCCAGACCACUAGGGGGCAGGACCUCUCCUCAGAUGCCACUAAAGACACUCAGGAAUUAGAAGAGGGCCCUCCGGGUAAGAAGACCAAACAGGAGUCACCUUCUAAGGAGUCUAAGGAAGAGAUUUAGAUAAGUCUUGGUUUCUUUCAACAGUGUAGAUGUCUCUUCUUUAAUAGUAUGGGUGCAACCUGGCGUAGGCUACCUCCCCCAUAAGACAGACAAAAACACUUUCAGAGUCCCGCCAAUGUCUCAUCAUUCACUCCUCUCUUGACCUCUUCAAUUUUAUCUCAUCUUUUUUUUUGACAUAUGGAGAUGUAAGGUAUAGGAAAAAUGAGUUUAUUUUCCCACUAGACCAGGCCAACGUCAUUAAACAGUAGCUCUGCCUUCUCCAAAAGUCAAUUUCACAUUUACCGUCAUCCCAUCUUUUUUCUUUCCCAGGGCAUGCUAAUUCAACCCGAUUAGCUAUAAGCGCCAUCAACACAAUUAGCCUCGAUUAGAAGUACAUUUAGUGCUCAGAUCCGAGGCUCUGCAGUCCCCUGGGUAUGGACACACAGAUGUAGUGCCCUUUAUCUGUGGCGCUUAACGCAGAGGACUCAUGCCCAAGGGGUCUGUGUUAAAUUAGGUUCCUUUGUUUAACCAUCGCCUUACAGCAAUCUAUAAUGAAGUGAAUAUAUUCUUGUGACACACAAUUAGGGGUAAUUAGCAAUUGUAGUGUACUCAUUAAUGAAGGCGUGCCUGGUAUUACUUUCAUACAUUUGUGGAGUUAAUAGAUUACAGUUCUCUUGUAAUAGCUGCUGUUUUUUUUUCCAUUUUUUUCAUGGAGUAGAUGUGCAAGUGAACUGUAAGCACACAUCAUGCUGGAAUGCUGACUGUUAUUUUGGGCAUUGCUGAUCAAAUUUUGCAACUGUAAAGGAUCUUGAUUUCGUUUGACCUAUUUUAGAGAGGAAUUCCGUAAAUAUGUAACAUUUUACCUGUUUUACAGGGCUAUUCCAACACACCCGUUAAGGUAGGAUAGGGAUUUUUGUAGCAAGAGUUCUUCCGCACCGUCACAACAUUCAAAAACCCACAAAACAGGCAACAUAUACUGUGUGAUUGAUGGGAUGUAUGGUGGUGUUUGAGGGGGGGGGGGUCCACUGAAAGUUAAGUGUAGGCUACGUGUUUUCAUUUUUUAUACUUUUGAAAUGGAAGACAAACAAGCCAAGUAGCUCAUUAAAUACCUCAUGUCCAGUUUAACCAAGCUGCUAUUGAAAGGUUCGAUUUUAUCUCUCCGUGUUUAACAUCUCACAUUGUAGGUCUCUGUUUUACCAUUCUAACAAUCCUGUCCUACACGUUACAGUUUUGCUGUAAAAGAAACAACACGUUAUAAACGCCUAGAUAUAGCAUUCCUCUUCCGGGAACACGUUCUUGAGUCUUGUUAUGAUAGUUCUACACGAAACAUGGUGUUACCUAUUUAUUUUUUCUUUGCCUUGUUUAAUGUGUAACAUAUAUGCUUGAAUAGUAAAUAAAUAUGAUUUAAUAGUAA